AUGAAUUCCGGUUCUGAAAAUUUGGGGACCGGAAUAUCACCUCAUUUGUCUUCGAUAGUAUACCAAGAUACGUCACAGAAUCUAUUUAUAAUAGAUAUACCGGCAUCAAUCAGCUUGACCCAGCAAUUACCAGGCAAUAUCAAAAGUGAUCCUUGGUCCAGGAUACCACUGAUAUACUCCUCAGAGGCCAUUAGUAGCCCGUACAGUGGACCGUCCCCUGAACCAAAGACAGCUUCGCGGAAGGAGAAGGUCCUUAAAUUUGUCUCGCCCGAAGAACGUGAAUAUCAUGCCUUGAUAUGUGCAUUUGCUAAAGAUGAGAUAAGGAAGCUCCGGGAGAAUUUCCAGGGUCAAUGGUGUUAUACCAGGCGCAUAUUGCCGCCUGAUAAAGAAGCAGGCUUCCCAUUACUUUCAAAGAUAUACCUAGGCUCCGGUGGUGCGGAGUUGGAGAUUAAUGAAGGGCAAAAGCACCAGGAUCUUACCUCAAAUUCUCCACCUGUUAUUCUUUCAUCAGAAUUAAACAUAUUCUCAUCUGGUAGAGACAUUUACAAUGCACUCGUAAAGAACCCUGGCUCUUAUCAAACCGCAAUAAAGCUUUCUCGGGUUCUCGACUCAAUCAGAGCUGACGGAGACUCUGAUUCGGGGAACUCAAUUCUUUUUCGAAUCCCGCCCAAAUCGACUUUUAUACUGACGCAUAUUCAAUCAAGCCUACCAUGUUUAACCAACCCGCUUUCUAUGAUUCCGCCUACUCAAAAGUUUGACUUCAUCCUUGCAGAUCCACCAUGGCCCAAUCGGUCAGCUAAACGCUCAAAACAGUACACCACUUCAACUUUGUCGUUUGAUGAUCUAGAGCUUCUGAUUGAAAAUAUUAAACGGAAGUUUCUUACAUCUUCUGGUAUAAUAGCCAUUUGGGUUACAAAUUCCGGAAAGGCGCGGCGAGCAGUCGAAAGUGCUUUUGAGGCAGCUGGCGUUAAUAAAAUCGAGGAAUGGAUAUGGGUUAAAACGACAGUUACUGGAGAGAUGGGAGAGCAAGCCGGCAAGAGCAUAGUAUCAGGAGGAGGAUUAUCGCAGGGGUACCGGAUAUACAUUCCCGGAAGCCAGUGA
Trichophyton rubrum CBS 118892 is the source of this 1101-nucleotide messenger RNA. RefSeq lists its product as uncharacterized. The coding region runs from base 1 to 1101 and encodes 366 amino acids. Gene Ontology annotation, cellular component: nucleus; RNA N6-methyladenosine methyltransferase complex. The record is from RefSeq and is a predicted model, not a curated record. The transcript has 2 exons. Gene Ontology annotation, molecular function: methyltransferase activity; nucleic acid binding. Lineage: Eukaryota; Fungi; Ascomycota; Eurotiomycetes; Onygenales; Arthrodermataceae.